Molecule: messenger RNA, 941 nt
Organism: Porites lobata
Lineage: Eukaryota; Metazoa; Cnidaria; Anthozoa; Scleractinia; Poritidae
Source: the annotation of a GenBank genome assembly
AUGUCGACUCUGCAGAAUGUAGCUCUUUUCAUGUUCCUGAUCUUCUUGCCAAUGGGUAGGGCUGUAUUUUGUAGUUUGCUCCUCUUUAAUAUUUCCUAAGUACAUUGCAUAAGUUAUAUAUCCGCCGGCAAUUUCGUUCUCAUGCUAGUAACAGUGGCGGACCUCGUGAAACUAAAACCAGAAUUUGAUGAAUUUUCUCUGCUCUUUCAUAUUACGUCAGCUUUUGUAAGUAUUCUUCUCGGUUGAAGACUCUCUGCAUCCAUUUCUAUCAACGCGAUUCUGGGGUUGCAUGACGCAACGGCAAAAAAAGAUAAUGGUAUCCGCGUUGACUCAGCAAUUCUUAGAUUAUUUUUACUUUUUGUUUUGUUUUUGGUUUAAUUAAAAAGGUUUGCCAGGUUUGCAAAGGUUUUUCUCGUGAAUUAUCUUAAGAACUUGGUGAAAACCUCAACACAGUAAUUCUUAAAUUGAUUUCAGUUAGUUAGAGCUAGAACUAUGGCUCCAAACACCGUAGCAGAAUUGUUGGCCUUAUUGACCUAACUCUAGAUCUUCUUUAAUUGAAUUUCGUUGCAGUGAUUUCCCGAGAAUGCUAUGAGUGUCGCAGUUCGUUCUCUUUCCAAGCUUGUGACGCCAGUCGAAGGAGAGUAAGGUGUUUGACCUCCCAGCAUUGCAUCACAGCAAGCGCCAAAAGAACAUCUGGCAUCAGAGAUGAGGGAUACGUUAAAGGCUGCGCUGCGACCUGCUCAGCAUCAGGCAUUCCAAUAUGCAACAAUCCUAACUACAAAUGUGAAGUUAGUUGUUGUUCUUCUGACUACUGCAAUGGAGGGGGAGCCGGAGGAAGAGCCCCAGGGGGAGCCCCGGGGGGAGUCUCGAGUCCCAUGGUCAACAGGAUUCUUCUAAUUGCCACCUUCACUGCCAGCGUUAUGUAUUUGUUCAGCUGUUAA